CUCCAGAUAAUGAAAAUGUAGAUAGUAAGUCUGAGUAUAAUGAGGAGUUUGAAGAGAUUGAAUUUAACUGUGAACAACUGGAGCACGAAGUAACUAUUGGAGCAGCUUUGACUAAAAAAUCUCCGAUUAUGUAUAUAUUAGAAGAACUUGUCCUGACAGAAAAAAAGUAUGUUAGAGACUUGGGAAGAGUUAUUCGUGACUACAAACCUGUUCCCUUCAAAAAGCCACCCGGAUUUGUGCAGAACUAUAUUUGGCAACCUGCAACACAUCUACGACAGACAAAACCAAUUUUGUCAUGCUCUAGCAAACUGUCGACUAGAUCAGAACCUUAUUGCCCGUGUCUUUAUUGAUUAUGAAACUUUGUUUGAUUUGUAUCCAAGAUAUUUCAAAGGCACUCCAAGAAGUAACGCUGCUGUUAAACGUAUUCAUGAGGACCUUAAAAAAAGACAGGAAGAAUUACAAAAUAAGUUGGGGCUUGCUGCAUAUAUCCUCACACCGGUACAAAGAUUAGGAAAGUACAAACUAUUACUAGAAAACAUUAUUAAGGAACUAAAGAAAAAUAAUGAGACUGUAGGAUCUGUGGAAAUGGCUUUGGAUAUAAUUAAAAAAUACAUGCGCAAAGGCAACGAUGCUGUGGCAGUAGGAUCCAUCAUGAACAGUACUAUUAAAAACUAUGGUUCUUUUAUUAUGAGAGAAAAAUUCGCUUUGAUGAAACCAAGAAGACUGGACGUUGUAGUGUUUUUGUUUGAACUAGUUGUGGUUAUAACCGUGGAAGUACAGAACGACAAGGAACAAUUCAUGUUUUACAAAUGUAUAUACACCAACGACCUUAGAAUUGCGACUUUUAACAACAAUACCAUUCAUCUAACGGAUUUCGCUAAAGAGAAGAAAACCCUGAGGUUGAAAUACACUUAUGUACUGGACGCCAGACUACCAAAAAUUAAGGAUACUUGGAAACACGAGAUAGAGAAGAUUUUGUGGAAUCAGCUCAACAACAUAAAAGGUACUUAUAAACUAUAUUCGUAUCUCUCACCCUGUAUAUUUGUACGG
Messenger RNA from Sitophilus oryzae (rice weevil), 1050 nucleotides. Its product is annotated as pleckstrin homology domain-containing family G member 4B-like. NCBI's taxonomy places the organism in Eukaryota, Metazoa, Arthropoda, Insecta, Coleoptera, Curculionidae. The record is from RefSeq and is a predicted model, not a curated record. Gene Ontology annotation, molecular function: guanyl-nucleotide exchange factor activity. Gene Ontology annotation, cellular component: cytoplasm. Gene Ontology annotation, biological process: axon guidance. The transcript is spliced from 6 exons. The annotation marks the transcript as partial.